ACUAAAUUACAGGAAAUGCUUCAAAUGUCAUAUGUUUGUCUUUGGUCUCUGUCUAGAUAUGGCAGCCUCAAGCAGUUUUCUGUCUGAAGAGCAUUUCAUGUGUUCAAUCUGUCUAAGUGUGUUCAUUGAGCCGGUCUCCACUUCAUGUGGACAUAACUUUUGCAAGGCCUGUCUCACAAUGCACUGGGAUUGCAAUAAUGUGUGCCAAUGUCCCCUGUGUAAGGAGAAAUUCAACAGGAGACCAGAACUUCGUGUCAAUACGUUCAUUUCUGAGAUGGCUGCACAGAUCAGGAAGUCAAUUGAAGUCACUAGCAUUUCAAAUAAAUGCAGUAACAAGCCUGGAGAAGUGUCUUGUGAUAUCUGCACUGGGACAAAGCUUAAGGCCCGGAAGUCCUGCCUGAUGUGUCAGAUCUCUUAUUGUGAAACUCACCUGGAGCCUCACGAGAGAGUCGCAGCCUUAAAGAGACAUAAAAUGAUAGACCCUCAGGACAACCUAGAGGACAGGAUUUGUAAGAAACAUGAAAGACUCUUGGAGUUGUUCUGUAGGACUGACCAGACAUGUGUGUGUCAGUUCUGCACUGAGACAGACCACAAGACCCAUGACAGUGUACCUCUAGAGGAAGAAUGCGGAAAGAGAAAGGCUCAGCUUGAGAGGAUAAAGGCAGAAUUGCAACUGCUGAUUAAGGAGCGAUUGGAGAAGGUUAAGGAGAUAAAAUGUUCAAUAGAUCUCAGCAAGAGAGAUGCAGAAAGACAGAUAUCAGUCAGUGUGCAGGUCUUCACUGCUCUGGUACACUCUAUCAAGAUAAGCCAGACUGAGCUCAUUGAGGUGAUUGAGAAGAAACAGAAAGCAGAUGAGAGGCAGGCUGAGGUGCUAAUUAUAGAGCUGGAGCAGGAAAUCACUGAGCUAAAGAAAAGAGGCACUGAACUGGACCAGCUCUUACACACCGAGGACAACUUCCAUGUCCUCCGGAGCUUCCCAUCCAUUUGCACCUCUCCACCCACCAAUGACUGGUCUGAAAUCAGUGUUCACAGUGAUCUGUAUGCAGGCACUGUGAGGAGAGCUGUAUCUCAGCUGAAGGAGACACUGAAUAAAGACAUGGAGAGUGGCGUGAAGGCAUUUUGUGAUGCUGAACUGAAGAUGGUUCAGCAGUAUGGAGUGGAUGUGACCCUGGACCCUGAUUCAGCUCAUCCUGAACUUAUCCUGUCUGAUGACAGGAAACAAGUGAGAACUGGAGACGAAAGACAGAAUGUCCCAGACAACGCAGAGAGGUUUGACAUCUGUAUUAAUGUCCUUGGAAUAAAUAGCUUCUUAUCAGGGAGAUAUUACUAUGAGGUGAUUGUUAAGGGAAAAACUAAGUGGGAUUUAGGAGUGGCUAGACAGUCCAUUAACAGGAAGGGGAAUAUCACUGUAAGCCCUGAGCAUGGAUACUGGACUGUGAGGUUGAGGCACGGGAGGACAUACUCAGCCUCUACCUCCCCACCUAUCCCCCUCUCCCUGAGAGAGAAGCCCCAGAAGGUGGGGGUGUUUGUUGAUUAUGAGGGGGGGCAAGUGUCCUUUUAUAAUGUAGAGGCCAGCUCACAUAUUUACUCUUUCACUGGCUGCACCUUCACUGAGAAACUUUAUCCUUAUUUCAACCCUUGUUUGAAUGAAGGAGGUAAAAACUCUGCCCCUCUUAUAAUCUCUCCAGUCAGUCACACAGAUUGA
This is a messenger RNA of Esox lucius (northern pike), 1705 nucleotides long. Its product is annotated as E3 ubiquitin-protein ligase TRIM21. NCBI's taxonomy places the organism in Eukaryota, Metazoa, Chordata, Actinopteri, Esociformes, Esocidae. Gene Ontology annotation, molecular function: zinc ion binding; protein binding. The record is from RefSeq and is a predicted model, not a curated record. Bases 32 to 1705 code for a protein of 557 amino acids. The transcript has a single exon.